GCGGCGGGGAGGACGCCCGAGAGCUGCGCGGCGCGGGCCGGCGCGGAGGGGCAGCCCCGGCGGGCGGCGGCGGGCCCGGCUGCGCCCCGAGCGAGCCCCAUGCCCCGCGCGGGCUGACGGGCCGGAGCCCGCACGGAGCGGCCGGGCGGGACAGGUCCCGUUAGAGCGACAUGAUGGUGGAAUCCGCCUCGGAGACAAUCAGGUCGGCUCCGUCAGGUCAAAAUGGCGUGAGCAGCCUCUCUGGGCAGACCGACGGUGGCGGUGGCGGUGGCGGAGGUGCUGGGGCCACAGGGACGGCUGGAGGCAGCAUGGGCAGGGACACAGCCCCCGGCGCAGACAGCAACGGCGAGAUGAGUCCGGCGGAGCUGCUGCAUUUCCAGCAGCAACAGGCUCUCCAGGUGGCCAGGCAGUUCCUGCUGCAGCAGGCCUCGGGCCUGAGCUCCCCGGGCAACAAUGACAGCAAGCAGUCCGCCUCUGCCAUGCAGGUGCCCGUGUCAGUGGCCAUGAUGUCGCCGCAGAUGCUCACCCCCCAGCAGGUACAGCAGAUCCUGUCGCCCCCGCAGCUGCAGGCCCUGCUCCAGCAGCAGCAGGCACUCAUGCUGCAGCAGCUGCAGGAGUAUUACAAGAAGCAGCAGGAGCAGCUCCACCUACAGCUCCUCACCCAACAGCAGGCUGGGAAACAGCAACCCAAGGAGGCACUGGGGAACAAGCAGCUGGCCUUCCAGCAGCAGCUCCUGCAAAUGCAACAGCUGCAGCAGCAACACCUGCUCAACCUGCAGAGGCAGGGGCUGGUCAGCCUGCAGCCCAGCCAAGCCUCCGGGCCCCUGCAGACUCUCCCUCAAGCAGCCGUGUGCCCGACGGAGCUGCCCCAGCUGUGGAAGGGCGAGGGUGCCCCCGGGCAGCCUGCCGAGGACAGCGUCAAGCAGGAGGGGCUGGACCUCACCGGCUCGGCCGCCAUCGCUACCUCGUUCUCCGCCCCUCCCAAGGUCUCGCCCCCCCUCUCCCACCACACCCUGCCCAAUGGACAGCCCACUGUGCUCGCAGCUCGGAGAGACAGCUCCUCCCUCGAGGAGACCCCCAGCUCCCACCCCCUCUACGGACACGGAGAGUGCAAGUGGCCAGGCUGCGAGACCCUGUGCGAAGACCUGGGCCAGUUUAUCAAACACCUCAACACAGAGCACGCCCUGGACGACCGGAGCACGGCCCAGUGCCGGGUGCAGAUGCAGGUGGUGCAGCAGCUGGAGAUCCAGCUGGCCAAGGAGAGCGAGCGGCUGCAGGCCAUGAUGGCCCACCUGCACAUGCGGCCCUCGGAGCCCAAGCCCUUCAGCCAGCCGGUGACCGUCUCUGCAGCAGACUCCUUCCCAGAUGGUCUUGUGCACCCCCCGACCUCAGCCGCCGCCCCCGUCACCCCCCUGCGGCCCCCCGGCCUCAGCUCGGCCUCCCUGCACGGCGGGGGCCCGGCCCGCCGGAGAAGCAGCGACAAGUUCUGCUCCCCCAUCUCCUCAGAGCUGGCCCAGAACCACGAGUUCUAUAAGAACGCUGACGUCAGGCCACCUUUCACCUACGCCUCCCUCAUCCGCCAGGCCAUUCUGGAAACCCCCGACAGGCAGCUGACCCUGAAUGAGAUCUAUAACUGGUUCACCAGGAUGUUUGCCUACUUCCGCAGAAACACUGCCACCUGGAAGAAUGCCGUGCGCCACAACCUCAGCCUGCACAAGUGCUUCGUCCGCGUGGAGAACGUCAAGGGCGCUGUGUGGACCGUGGACGAGCGAGAGUACCAGAAGCGGAGACCGCCAAAGAUGACAGGGAGCCCCACGCUGGUGAAGAACAUGCUCUCGGGCCUCAGUUACGGAGCACUUAAUGCCAGCUACCAGGCCGCCCUGGCCGAGAGCAGCUUCCCCCUCCUCAACAGCCCGGGCGUGCUGAACCCUGGCUCGGCCAGCAGCCUGCUGCCCCUCAGCCAUGAGGAUGUGGGCGCUCCCGUGGAGCCGCUGCCCAGCAACGGAAGCAGCAGCCCCCCCCGCCUCUCCCCACCCCAGUACAGCCACCAGGUGCAGGUGAAAGAGGAGCCAGCGGAGGCGGAGGAAGACAGGCGGCCUGGGCCCCCCCUUGUGCCCCCCAACCCCGGCACGGUGGGGCCUCCGGAAGACAGGGACCUGGAGGAGGAGCUGCCGGGAGAGGAACUGUCCUAAGGACCUGUAGGGGUGGGCAGGGCAGGGGUGAGACCCCUCCUGCCCUGGCCCUGGGCCCCCUGCCCCCACUCCACAGCCCCUCCCGAACCUCAAGGCACUUCCAGAACUCAGAUUGUGGGGGGGGGGGGGCCUGGGCCAGCAACUCCCAGUGUGACCUGACUGACAGACGCCUGGGGGCAGGGACAGCCCCACACCUCCCCCCGCUCCCCGGGGACUCCGAACCCCUGGUCUGGGAUCAUAGAGGACACGGAGGGCCCAGACCCCUCUCCGACCCUCCCCUACAUCUGAUUCCCACCCCCCACCCCCAACCACCAGCAGUAGCAGGGCCCUCCUCCCCCACCAGCUCUCCCCACAGGGCCCCUCAGCGCCAUGGAGACCCGCAGGCGGGGCUACGUCACGCUCCAACCCCAGCCCGCACCUGGCUCUGGCAGUGGUUUUUGGCCAGAGGCCCCCAACUUCCCUAAUCUGUGCCCCUUUCUGCCGCCUUUUCCGUACUGUGAAGAAAGAGCCCACCCCCAGCUGCCACCCCUGGCCGGCCCGGCGGGGGAUGGAGGCUUCAGACCAGCCCCAGAGAAAGCAGGCCCUGGCUGUUGGGGUGGGACCAGCUGUGUGCCCUGCAGGCCCCUCCCCCACCCCCACGCCCCUUUACUGGGUGCUGCCCUGCCCACCUGCAGAGGUCUGUGCCAGGUGGACCAGUGCCCAGGAGGCCGGAGCUGGGGCAAGGGCAGCGCCUGGAUGGUGGGGAGGUGGCCAGGGUGCAGGGAAGAGGGGGCUGAGACCAGCUUCGCUGCCCCAGCCUGCGGGCCCCCAGCACCCUCCCUGUCCCCCCAGUUAAACGGAUGACCAAAGACCUUUCUUAUGCCGGAAGCAAAAACCAAAACUUUCUGUUGGCUUUUUCCUUUGUCGCCUCCUGCACACCCUCUCCCGGCCCCCACGCCCUGGCCCCAGGCUGGAAGCCCUCCCUCCACUUAAGUUAUUGUUUUAAACCAAAGUUUACAGCAUCUGUUGGUGGCAAGACCCUCUCCCUCCACCCUUCCUCCGUCAGAUUCAGUAGCGGCUGGGGGCCCUGCUGACCACCCCGGGCUCUUGUCCAGCCUGGGGGAAGGAGAGAGGGCGGAGGGGAGGGGUGGGCACAGGAGCCCUGGGCCCCACCCCUGGGCUGCUUCCUGGGGGCGCUGCAGACCCCUCUCUAGGACCAAGUCCCCCAUCGUGCUGGGAAUUUGGAUUCCAGCAAAAGGGCUGGAAAAAGAAGUGAGACUGUCCCCAGACCCCCUAUGGGGGACCCCCAAUUUAAGGCCGCAAACGGGGUGUGUUGGGUGCUCGGAACACCCAGCCGGGCCCCCGGAACACCCGGCUGGGCCCCUCCGAUGAGAAGGCUCCUGGAUACUGCCCGAGACCCCCCACAUGCACCCCUCCACGAGCCACCCCUCCCGAGAGGCAGGGGCCUCCGCCCCACCCCGUGUAUCCCCCACCUGUGUUCGUUUGACCAGCACAGAAAUAUUAAACGUCCUCUAUUCACCGGG
Molecule: messenger RNA, 3715 nt
Organism: Oryctolagus cuniculus (rabbit)
Lineage: Eukaryota; Metazoa; Chordata; Mammalia; Lagomorpha; Leporidae
Gene: FOXP4
Product: forkhead box P4
Biological process (GO): regulation of transcription by RNA polymerase II
Cellular component (GO): nucleus
Molecular function (GO): DNA-binding transcription repressor activity, RNA polymerase II-specific; RNA polymerase II cis-regulatory region sequence-specific DNA binding
Source: RefSeq, a predicted model, not a curated record